AUGCUGUUUUCUUUUACGUCAACAGAUCAGGAGGAAAAAGCCAAGAUGCAAAGUUACAGGAGUAUUGAACAGUUAGAGGCCUUAGCGGGUGAGUUAAACACGAUUUUAAAAUAAAAUAAUUCGAUAAUUUGAAAUCUGUGUUAUUGGAGAGAUUGUAGAGAGUUCUAAACACAUAUGUAGUGAAAUAUUUUCGUAGUUUAAGGCUAAAAUUUUCUGUUGGUUUCCGGCUUUCGAAAUGAAUGAAAGCGAGAAAAAUUCAUGUUUAAACAUGAUUCGCAAGAUGUAAAUUAAAAACAACAUGGGGUUGUAUGCUUUGUUUCCAAAACUCUGAAUAUCUCGUCUGGAAAAUGAAUACCUUUUAUUCGGUAAAGUUAAACGUAAAAUCUCGCGCAGCUUAAUUUGAAAUUUGAUAGAAAUGAUUUAUCAAAUUAUUUAACCGUGUUAUUUAUUUCGCGGUCAGUGUCAUCGUAGAGAUGAUUUCAUCGUUACGUAAGCUUGAGUAUAUUUAUGUUGUUGUUUAUGAGAUUUCGUGAUUUUUUUUAUUCAAUUCCACAGCAUCUCCGAGCGGAAUUACGAUCAAGGACCAUGAAACGGUAAAUCUUAUCUACAUUCAUAUUUUCAUAACUUUUUUUUUCACAACCCUGACCUAAUACUUGAGCUCUGAUUUUAAAUUAAACCUUCACUUAAAUUUUUUUUUAAUUUCAACAUUAAUUUCGGGUUAUAACAUAUGGUUUUGGUAAACUGAAAAUAGAAUUAGUUCGGUUACCUGUAAAUGCACUUUUCUUGUUUUCUCGAUUAAAUUAUUGAAAUCGGGUCUUUGAAUUGAAAUUAGAACGAAGUCACGUAUUUUUUGAAGGUUUUUGUAAACAGUGUUUCUUUUACUGAGCUGUUUAUAACUUAUUCAAAUCAUCGAUUUAAGUACGUAAUUACAACAUAGUUAACAUGCCUUGUAGUCAAGAAGACAAUUGCUUGUUUUUUCCGUUGUUUCGAGUGGGUGAUUGCUUUUGAGUGGGAUCAGUAGGGAACGUUCAUGAAUUAUUGUUUAUGAGAAAGUAGAGCUUUUUGGAUCAAUGUCCAAAUUGAGUCAAUGUCAGUAUCUGAGCAACUGCCGACCUACCCUUCCCCUGACCCAACAUUAUCACUAAGUUGUUAUCAGUUGACUAUCUUUGGGUUAGGGGAGGGGUAUGUACGCAGACACGAGUCCAGUUUUUCUCUGUAAUGUUAAUUGUUGAAGAAAUAAGUUCUUAUUUCGUUGAUAACGUUUCACAGCUAUGUGCCAACGAUUGGUACCCUUACGACUUUUUAGUUGUUUUUUCGAGGCAGAUUGUCUUGGAAUCGUGUUACGUAGGAAGAUAUUUAAAUGUUGAUCCAAAAAAUGUGGAGUAACUUUGCAAAUCAAUCACCAGUGUAAACAUGAGCCAUGAAUGAUUUUUAACGCAACAUUUCGAUGCGACAACGGAUGGCAGAUUUACAGGGAUUUGAAAAACUUAUAACCAAGGUUGUCUAUGAUUCGAAAUGUUGCAUUAAUAUGUAAAUUUGUCGUUAGAAAGUUGAUCGAAAUUUAGUAAGAGAAAAUCUGGGCAAAACUCGGUACCAAGCCGCUCUCCUGUCGGGUCGAGCGAGUGGUUUCGAUUAACAUCAAACUGAUGAACGUCAAAUUUUAAACUACUUGCAGUUGAUUCAAGAGCUGAAGAAGGAGAACUUUGAUUUGAAGCUCCGACUGUAUAUGGAACAGAAAGAGAGAGAGGUGAGUGAGAGGAAAUUAUUUUCUGGCAGUGGAAGCUGGAAGCAUAAAAGGGCUGAUAUGUCUGAGAGUCUACUUCAAAAAAAAUGGUAGACAAGAAAAAAAUGUAAUCAGCGACAACAAACACUUAGAAAGCUAAAAAUAAAUUAAAAUAGUGAAAGAAAGCAUGGCAACAAUAUCGACGAAUCCGGUUAUUUAAUUUUUAUCCAAGAUCAUAUCUAAUGUCGGACAGUUUUAUCCUUUUUUUAAGUUUCAAUAUCGACUUCUUGCUAUCCAUUAUCUUACAUAAAAACAGGGAGGCCGUAAACGAAGUUUACACAAACAUUUAUAACAUGCAUUGCGGACCUAUGUUUCAUAGAUAGACUGCAAUGGUUGAUUUUAAUAUGAAUUGCGGGCCUUUGUUCAGACAAACGACAGGGAUACAUUUAACAAGUUAUUGCAACCAUUCUAAUUUGUUUUGCCAUUAAUUUUUCAGAGGGUCACCGAAGAGUUUAAGCAAAAAAUUACAGUUUUGGAAAGCGAUCUGACAGAAGCUCUUGAUGAAUUAAGCGAUGCUCUCGACCGAGAAAAAGAUUUCGAGGCUGCUUUGGAAAGUUCGCAAAUGCGGGAGAAGGCAUUGCUUGCUAAGCAACGUCGAAUGGAGGAAACUUGCCGUGAACAAGAAAACGAGAUUCAAUUUCUUACUUUGACAAAGAAGGACAAAGAUAAGGAGAAAGAGAAGCCACACGUAGAGUUACAGACGGCUGAGGUUGGAACCAUGACCGAUUUUCCAUUUUACAGUGAAAGGGCGGUGGAUGUUGGUAACGUCAAUGAGAAUGAAGCUUUUAGCGACGUUGAUUUGAAAGAUUCUGCCGAGAGCCCCAAUCCGAGUCCAACCCAAACCGAGACACGACCUGAAGGCGUGGAUCUGUUGAAUACAGGGACGCUUUUGCGGAAGAAGGACAUGAUUAUGAGAGAGGCGAAGCGCCGCAGAACAGCAAGAUCUAAGAAAGGCCAACGAAGGAAUGUCGCUGGCAAAUACGACUCAGAGCCGGAACACGAAAGAGAACGAGCACGAGCGGAGAGAAAGUCAUUCUUCCAUAAACUGUGUUGUUGUGUGAAGCAGCAAAGUGCUGAAUAUGAAGUGGACCCUUACGAAGACAGAUCAAAAAGUGCGCUACAGAAAGUAACAAUUAAAAUACUGCAUAGCUAG
Molecule: messenger RNA, 2936 nt
Organism: Pocillopora meandrina
Lineage: Eukaryota; Metazoa; Cnidaria; Anthozoa; Scleractinia; Pocilloporidae
Source: the annotation of a GenBank genome assembly